CUCGGUGCAUGCUGGGGGAAAGAAGGAAGUCCACAGGCUUCUCUCCGUUAUGGAAGAGAGGGCAGUCUGACGUCACUUCCGCUGCGAGACUGUGUUAUUGUUGUGUUAUAGGGAGCACGGAGCCGAUCCCGGUGGUGACCAGUUUCUCUCAAGACUCUACUAAGAAUAAUCCAGAAGAAGAACCAAAACCUCGGCCGCCAUGUUUCGCUUCAUGAGAGACACCGACCCACAAGAUCCCGCCAUGUUCCUGAUGGAUCCCUUUGCGUUGCACCGUCAGCACAUGAGGCGCAUGUUUUCUGGUAAUUUUGGGAUGUCACCCUUCCUGAGUCUAACGGACGGGAGUGUGCCGGCGCUUCCACGAACUGCGGCCCCUCGUGACAUGCAGGCCGGAGCACUGAGUCCAUUUGGCAUGAUGGGAAUGGGCGGUGGAUUUAUGGACAUGUUUUCUAUGAUGAACGACCUCAUGGGAGGGAUGGAGCAGAUGACAAACUCCUCGAACUGCCAGACCUUCUCUUCUUCCACAGUCAUCUCCUACUCUAAUAUGGGGGGAAGCGGGGCCCCCAAAGUCUAUCAGGAGACAUCCCACAUGCGCACCGCACCGGGAGGGAUCCGUGAAACGCGGCACGCAGUGCGGGACUCAGACAGCGGAAUGGAACAGAUGAGCAUCGGACAUCACAUCAGAGAGCGAUCGCACAUCAUGCAGCGUUCACACAACCGCCGCACCGGGGACCGGGAGGAAAGACAAGAGUUCAUCAACAUGGAUGAGAACGAUGCUGCAGAGUUUGACGAGGAAUGGCAGAGAGGGACCUCCCGCUUCAGAAACCAGAGAGCGGUGGGGUACAGAAGGAGAGCGGGCCCAGAGGAGCAGCUCGCCAUCCAGGGACCUGAAGACAGCACAAUAAGGCCGUCUCGCAGAUACGACUGGUGAUAGGAUACCUCUGCACGGAUGAGACAAGAUUCCGAAUAUUCCCAAAGGGACCACUCCCUCCGCUCACCGCUACAUCAUCUCCUGAUACCUCUGUCCUCUCCCCCCCUCGCUCCCUAAUUAUUAUUUUUUUUUAUCCACACAUCUGCACUUUUUUUGUUAUUUUUUAAUCUCCCCUCUCUCUAAAAAAUUCCAUAAUAUGUUCCGUACAAACAGGAGCUUACAUUUAGGGAGAGGGUGAAAAAAAAAAAACUUUUUAGGGUCAUAAGGAGGGGUAGAUGGAGUCUUGUUACAAUGGGGUUGAGUAGAGGGAGGCGGGGCCUGUGAAUUGCGUGGGAGGGGGAUCGGGAGGGGGCGGCGGGGAGGGAGUUAAUAUUUAAGUUCUUUAGAUGUAGUUUUUUUUUGAUCUGCUGGCUAUGGGCUCUCAAGUGGACGGUGAAACUGUCACUCCCAGUUGUGGGUAUGCUGGGUGUUGUAGUUUCACGGGUGCCAGAGAGUUGCGGCAUGCACGUCACUGGGGGGGGUAGAUACGGUGAGAGUUCCGAGAUGGUGAUGGAAGAGAAGAGGGAAAGCAAGUACAGACAGGAAAAUACAGGUGCUCUGCAGGUGCAAUGAAGGCCAAUUCGCUCUACCUGAUAGGGGUUGUAGUCUAACAUUAAUUUUUUUAUUUUUUUUGUUUGUUUCACAAUGUUUAAUAAUAAGUGUACAUCUGUAUUAAUAAAAGGAGAACGUGUUCUGUU
Messenger RNA from Hyla sarda, 1665 nucleotides. RefSeq names its product myeloid leukemia factor 2 (gene MLF2). The coding region runs from base 200 to 928 and encodes 242 amino acids. Gene Ontology annotation, cellular component: cytoplasm; nucleus. The transcript is spliced from 9 exons. Gene Ontology annotation, biological process: regulation of DNA-templated transcription. The record is from RefSeq and is a predicted model, not a curated record. Lineage: Eukaryota; Metazoa; Chordata; Amphibia; Anura; Hylidae.